Lachancea lanzarotensis is the source of this 2808-nucleotide messenger RNA. It is a transcript of the gene APL5, whose product is annotated as LALA0S05e05644g1_1. Lineage: Eukaryota; Fungi; Ascomycota; Saccharomycetes; Saccharomycetales; Saccharomycetaceae. The record is from RefSeq and is a predicted model, not a curated record. Gene Ontology annotation, biological process: Golgi to vacuole transport; protein targeting to vacuole. The transcript has a single exon. Bases 1 to 2808 code for a protein of 935 amino acids. Gene Ontology annotation, cellular component: membrane coat; AP-3 adaptor complex; endosome membrane.
AUGGCAUCAGUUUAUGCACCUUCUGCGGAGGAUGUGGUGCGAAGAUUGCGUCCAUUUGGCAUGUUUUUCGAGACAUCGUUGAAGGACCUGAUCAAAAGCAUUCGUGGAGCAAGUGAUGACCCUGAACAGUUGCAACAGGUGCUGGGACGUGCAUUAGCCGAGUGUAGGGAAGAGGUGCGGUCGCCAGACGUGGAAUUGAAGGCAAACGCAGUGGUCAAACUCGCAUAUUUGGAAAUGUAUGGUUUCGACAUGGCAUGGGCCAAUUUCCAUAUUUUGGAAGUAAUGAGCAGCAGCAAGCUCCAACACAAACGGAUUGGGUAUCUGGCUGCUUCGCAGUCGUUUUACAAAGAUGCAGACGUGCUGAUGUUGGCAACAAACCUACUGAAAAAGGAUCUACGAUAUGAAGGUCGGAACGACGGUCGUAAUGAUGUCUUGACCAUGGGCGUUACUUUGAGUGGACUAUCAACUAUGGUCACAGCUCCGUUGGCACGCGACAUUUGUGAAGAUUUGUUUGGAAUGUUGAGCAGCUCAAGACCUUAUAUUCGCAAGAAAGCUGUUGCAGCACUUUUUAAAGUUUUCCUACAAUUUCCAGAAGCACUGCGAGACCACUUCGAUCGUUUCACAGCCAAGCUACGUGACGAUGACCAAUCGGUCGUCUCAGCCACUGUAAGCGUGAUAUGCGAGCUUUCGAAGAAAAAUCCACGUCCAUUUGUCGUGUUAUCACCUCUGCUCUACGAAAUGCUCUUAACCAUCGAUAACAACUGGAUCAUCAUUCGGUUGCUAAAGCUUUUCACAAACUUGGCUCAGGUAGAGCCCAAAUUGAGAAUCAAGAUCCUGCCCAAAGUUUUGGACCUGAUGGAAAUGACUUCGGCUACAUCAGUGAUUUAUGAAUCAAUCAAUUGCAUCGUGCGUGGCCACAUGCUGGAUAAGGAUGACGACGAAGCGGCUGCAAUUUGUUUACAGGAACUCAACAAGUUUUGCAACUCAAAUGAUCCAAACUUGCGCUACAUUAGCGUUAUUCUCUUCUACAAGGUUGGGAAAAUCAACCCACACUUCAUUGCUAAAUUUGAUACUCUGGUGAUUCGGCUGCUUAAAGAUGUGGACGUCUCUAUUCGGAGCCGGGCUCUGGAGCUUCUGGAAGGUGCUACAGAUGAGGAUAAUCUCGCUUCAGUUGUGCAAAUCUUAAUACAACAAUUUGCGGACAAAGACGUGGUAUCUGCAAGCAACCUUUUCCAACAAGCUGGAAAGGCUGGUGUCGAAAUCGAGAUUCCUGUUUCCUACAAGGUCAAAAUGGUGAGCGUGAUCUUGAAAAUCUGCUCUUCCAACAACUACGCCAAGAUCCCUGACUUUGACUGGUUUAUAGCCGUUUUGUCAGAUUUGUGCGUUGUUUCCCAGGAUUUGAAUAACAGCACCAUUGGUAAUCAGCUAGCAGACGAAAUUAGAAAUGUUAUGGUCAAGGUGCCUGAUUUACGUUCCAAGUUCAUCGAUACCAUAGUGAAUUUAGUGCUUAAUCCAGAUUUGACGCAACAAAUGCCUAUGAUCUUGCGAGAAGGAUAUUGGUGUAUUGGUGAGUACUCAAGUGUUUUGAGAAAUGGCGACGAAUUCAUUAAGAAAUCGGUCAAACAGCACCGGGUCCAACCGCAAGUUUCACAAAUAAUGACGCAAGCCCUAAUCAAGGUCUUUAGCAGCUGGUGUAACGACGGCACCGAUAAGCCCAUUCCUUACGUUAAAGAAAUUUUGGGUGAGCUGAUAGGAUUUUAUGAAUCACUCAGUACCUCGCACUGGUUCGAGGUGCAGGAACGGAGUGUGGAGUUUUUAGAGUUUUGCAAACUUUGCGACGAAUCCCUGGAGAGCGAAGAUCACGAACUACCACUUUUAAUCACCGAGGUUCUACCCGGGUUUUUCAAUGCCUACGAUCUUAACCCUAUCAUGGCCGGCACCCAAAGUAAGAUUCAAAAGAGUCUGGCGAUUGAUUUGGAGACGCCCUUUCUCAGCAGUGAAGAGCUAGAAAAUCUUCUCCGGGAAGACGCGAGUAGACAAGACGAAGCAGACUCUGGACUAGAAUCGGACCUGGAACUGGAUUCCGUUUCCGAUUCCGAUUCCGAUGACGACGGCGGUGCUGUGCCUUUAUCUGAGCAGUCUAUGCCCAUCUCGAUUUCGGGAGGCACCGAAAACAGCGAGAUGAGCCCAGAAGAUCGUCAUUCUUUGCAGGCAAAACGCAGGCAGGAUCGCAUGGACAAUCCUUUCUAUCUGGACGCUGGCGAUGAAUCUCCAAAGACCAAAGACGGCAUGUUGAUUAACUUCGAUGGUGAAGAAACGCAUGUAGAGCCCAAGAGCAUUGGUAAACUUGAUCUCUCGACCGUUUCUAGUGGCUCAUUGUCAAGGAAAAAGAACAAGAAAAAGAAAAAGGCACAAGUUCUGAUUGAAGAAGGCCUUCCGGAUUUGAUACAAGACACACAAGACAAUCGCGGUAGUCUCGAUAAAGAGUUAGGUAACCCCUCCAGUGUUAAUUCAAGUGCUAUCAAUCUCAAAACGCAAUCCAAACUCGAUGAUUUUGAUUUCAGUUCAUCCCAGGUGUCCCCUGGCGUGACAAACUUUGGCGAGACAGAUGAUUCUGCUGAUAUCGAAAAGUUGCGAGCCAAAUUUGCUUCUCCGUCUUUUGGCCACGAUCAAAGUCCCGAUGACGAAGUCAUUGUUGUUAAAAAGAAGUCCAAAUCGAAAUCAAAGUCCAAGUCUAAGACCAAGGCCAAAUCCAAGUCUAAAAAUUCCAAAAUAAUUUCAGAGGAGACUCAAAAUUCACAAGUUUAA